AUGGUCAGGCAAGGCUGUCCAGUCAUUCUUCUCCACCUCUUCAGCAUCUUUGUACAGACGGGAGCUAGAAUGCAGGAUAUCAUGUACCCAUAUGGACCUGGCCAUAGGGAUCUAGAGACCCCCAAGAUGGAUGAUGGGAGUUCUCCUGAAAUUACUUUGCUCAUUCACUUCAUUUUCUUCAAUGUCCCCUACCGUUCCAUCUAUGUCAACAACAAUGGUGUGGUCUCCUUCAACGUACAGGUUAGCCAGUUCACACCAGAGGCUUUUCCGCUGAGUGACAGCAGAUCAUUCAUUGCUCCACUUUGGGCAGAUGUGCACAAUGGCAUCCGCGGAGAUGUGUACUACAGAGAGUCCACUGAACCGGAAAUACUGGAAAGGGCAACACAAGAUGUCCGGAAGUACUUCAAAAACAUGCCCACCUUCACAGCCACCUGGGUCUUUAUAGCAACAUGGCACCAAGUCACCUUCUAUGGAGGAAGCCAGACAACCCCGGUGAACACAUUCCAAACUGUACUAAUCUCAGAUGGUGUGGCGUCCUUCAGUAUGUUCAACUAUGGAGAAAUCACAUGGAGCACAGGAACAGCCAGUGGUGGAGAUCCUUUAACAGGACUGGGUGGGACUACAGCUCAGUCAGGUUUUAAUGGUGGAGACAUUGGUCACUUCUUCAACCUGCCAGGAUCACGGUCAAAUGAUGUAGUGAACAUUGAACAGACAACCAAUGUAAAUAUCCCUGGGCGCUGGUUCUUCCGUGUAGACACUGAACUGAUAGAUCCUGCCAAUGGUUGCAGCUACAAUGGGCGUUAUUACAGACGAGGGGAAAUCUUCUGGCUGUCUGACCAGUGUUCACAGCGAUGCCGUUGCCUUGACAUUGACAAUGAGGUGCAUUGCCAAGAGGCUCCUUGCGGGCAGCUGGAGACCUGCGAGCAGCAGGAAGGGGCUUUUUACUGCCAGCCAACCCGCACCAGCACUUGUGUGGUAUUUGGCGACCCUCAUUACCACACCUUCGAUGGCUUCCUCUAUCACUUCCAAGGAACCUGCUCCUACCUGUUGGCUCGUCCCUGCUGGGAGGUGGCAGGACUUCCCUUCUUCAGCGUGGAGGCCAAAAAUGAGAACCGUGGGGUCGCUUCUGUUUCUUGGCUUAGAGAUGUUACGGUGGAGGUGUAUGGUCACAGAGUCAUGUUACCUAAAGGCAGUUUUGGAACAGUCCAGGUGGAUGGAUUGAUGAAGACUUUACCUGUCCAACUAAAGCUUGGUGCUGUCAAAGUAUAUCAGUCUGGGGUUGCCAUUGCUUUAGAAACUGACUUUGGACUUUUGGUCACCUAUGACGGACAACACUAUGCGUCCAUCUCCCUUCCCAGCUCCUACUACAACAACACUUGUGGCCUUUGUGGUAACUAUAACGAUGACCCUGCUGAUGAUCCCGUGCUUCCUGAUGGCUCUCUAGCAGAAAGCGUUGUGGAGUUAGGGGGCAGCUGGAGAGCAGAGGAUCCAGACUGGAGGUGUACAGAUGGCUGCGCCCAGAACUGCAGUGUGUGUGACCCUCUUACAGAAGCCUUCUACUUUCGCUCAGACUACUGUGGACUCAUCAACAAAACUGAUGGACCUUUUAGGGACUGCAGAGCUGUAGUGGACCCUACAGCCUUUGUGUAUAGCUGUGUAUAUGACAUGUGCAGCAACAGGGAUAAUAUCACCACGCUUUGCCAAGCCAUCCAGGCCUAUGCUCUGGCCUGUCAGGCCCUUGGUGUCACAAUACGACCAUGGAGAUCUCGCACGUUCUGUGCUUUGUCAUGUCCAGAGUUCAGCCAUUACCAAGUGUGCACGAGUGCUUGCCCAGCCUCCUGCUCGGACCUCACAGCACCCCUGUAUUGUGCUCACCCUUGCACUGAGGGCUGCCAGUGUAACCAAGGCUAUGUUCUCAGUGGAAGUCGCUGUGUACAGCGGGAAGACUGUGGCUGUGAGCAUAACGGGCUCUAUUACCCCCUUAAUAACACUUUCUGGGCAGGCCCUGGUGGUGAAGAAGGCGAAUGUACCCUCCGCUGCAACUGCGGGCCUGCUGGAGAAGUCUCCUGUUUCAAUGAAUCCUGUAAGGACGGUGAGGUGUGUUCGGCAGAGGUGGGCUUGCUGGGUUGCUAUCCUCGGAGAGAGGGAGUGUGCUCAAUCACCCAGAACUCAGUGACAUCCUCUUUUGAUGGCACCUUCCUGCUGUUCCCAGAUGACAGUUCCUACUACCUGCUGAAGCUGUGUGGCGCAGUGCCAACUAAUGGAUCAAUGGUGGAGGUGAAGAUGGGCAGGCGGUUGGUGAACAAAGGCCCCACUUGGAAAAGACCUGUGGUAGUUACAGUGGCUAACUUGGAAGCUCAGAUGGGAGGGCUAGAUUUUGAUACAGUAAAGGUGAAUGGUGAAGUAGUGGUGCUUCCAUAUGUCCAUCCGAUGGAGACUAUGAUGAUCUACAGAGCCCCAGGCAAUGCAACAGUGGUGGAGUCCCGUGGUCUGCUUCGUGUCCACUACACACGCCAGGGAUUCCUCAACAUCUCCCUCUCUACCCUCUACUACAAUGUUACAUGUGGUUUAUGUGGCGUCUUCAAUAGCAAUUCCACUGAUGACCUUCGCCUUCCAAAUGGACGCCUGGCGGAGUCUACUGAACAGUUCACAGAGGGCUGGCAGUCCAUUGCUGAUGACCUCACCUGUAAUGGUGACUGUGAUGACCUGUAUCGAAUGUGCACAGACUUGCGUCUCUACCAGAGUCCUUGGAUGUGCGGCAACAUCAAUGAUCCAGGGAAUAGUUCAUUUCUGGCAUGUCACGCAGUGGUCAACCCAUCACCAUUCUUCAGGAACUGCUUGUAUAACAUGUGUGUAAAGGAAGGGAAUCGUUCAGCCCUCUGUUCUUCACUGCAGGCUUAUGCCACUGCCUGUCAGGAUGCUCAAAUAGGCUUUGCUUCCUGGAGGAGUGCCACCAACUGCCCUCUUCCCUGUCCAGAGAACAGUCAUUUUGAUGAGUGCACCAAUGCCUGUCCUCUGACCUGUGCCAACUUGGAUGAACCUGAAGAGCCAUGCCCUCUGCCAUGCCAGGAGGGGUGUCAGUGUGAGGAAGGCUUUGCACUGCGUGAUGGUCUGUGUGUAGCACGCAGUGAUUGUGGCUGUAUGAGCCACGGGCGCCAGCUGGCCACUAAUCAGACUUUCUGGACAGACUGGGAGUGCCAGGAGCGCUGCUACUGCAAUGGCUCUGACAAUAGUGUAUACUGUCAGCUCGCACCCUGUCACGCUGAGGAGUACUGCCAGGAGAAUGAUGGCCUGUAUUUCUGCCAGCCGCGCACAGAGGUCCUGUGUGUGGCAGCUGGUUAUGGACAUUUUCUGCCAUUUGGUGGCGUACCAUUUGAGCUGCAAAGCUCUUGUACUCUUAGGAUGGCCACCACCAACUGUGGGAGAGAGAACAUGGACCACACUACCAUGGGUGGAACUUUUCCUCAGUUUAAAUUGGCAGCUCGUAAUGAAGAAAGGGACACAGGCCAGGCAAUUUGGGUGAGGGGCUUUGUAUUGGAGGUCUACGAGUAUGAGAUUGAAGUGUCUCGAAGCUACAAAAACACUGUCACGGUUAAUAUGGAGCGUUUGUACCUUCCUCUGAAGCUGGGCUCAGGGAGGGUCAACAUCUUCACCUUGGGCAUGCAGCUCAUUCUGGAGACAGAUUUUGGGCUGAAGGUGGCCUUUGACUGGAACACUCUCCUCCUGUUGACUUUGCCCCGUGACCUCUUCAACGCCUCCUGCGGCCUGUGCCAGGAUAUGCCCUUAUCCCCACCCACGUUUAGCACGACUGACUGGGGCAUGACUUGGGCAGAGAGGGACACCUUCUGUCAGGUGGGCUGUGGAGACUCCUGCCCACGCUGUGGCCUGGGAGAGAAAAGCGUGCUAAAUGAUGCCCCUCUCAUGGUGGCUGAUGCCAACACGAACUUCGGCACCGACAAUGGGGCAAAUGAAGUCAACACAGGCAUGCGUUUCCACAUGGGAGAUGGACUGUAUGUGUUUGUGGAGCCUGAGGCAGUGAGGCUGUGUGGGCUAAUUGUGGAUCGAGGAGGUGUGUUUGCACGUUGCCACAGCAAGGUGGCGCCAGCGUUCUUUUAUCAAAGCUGCCUGCAGGACACCUGUCUGGACCAGGGAGCGAUGGAUACAAUCUGCAACUGGCUGCAGAUAUAUGCCAGCACUUGUCUGACCCAAGGGAUGCCUGUUACCGGCUGGAGGAGUGACACACCUUGUGUCCAGAGCUGUCCACCUAACAGCCAUUACUCCAGUUGCAUGUCGGUUUGCCCGCCCCAGUGCGCCCCAGCCCGCGGCCAGAGGGACUGCAGCCAGGACUGUGUGGAGGGCUGCCAGUGUGACCAGGGCUACGUGCUCAACGGCAAGAGCUGCAUCCUACCUCAAAACUGUGGCUGCUACACUGAUGGCAAGUACUAUGAGCCCAAACAGCUGUUUUGGAACAGUGACUGUACCAAACGGUGCCAGUGCAUUGGACGAAACCUGAUCCAGUGUGACCCGAGGCGCUGUAAGUCAGAGGAAGAGUGCACCCUACGUUACGGAGUGCGGGGCUGCUUUGCACGGCGCUCCCAGCACUGUGUGGCAUCUGGUGGGGGGGUUUUCAGGACCUUCGAUGGGGCUUCGCUGCGGCUCCCUGCCUCCUGCUCCUUCGUCUUGUCCACAAACUGUCACAAGCUGCCUGACCUCUCCUUCCAGCUCAUCGCUAACUUUGAUAAAUGGAGCACACCCAACCUCACCACCAUCUCUCAUGUCUACCUGUACAUCAAUGAGGAAAAUAUACUCAUCUCAGGCAGCACGGUCAAGGUCAAUGGUACACCAGUAUCAGUACCGUUCUUAACUGGGCUGAUGACACGUCUGUCCACAUCCGAAGGUUUCAUUGUCAUCGAUACGCUCCAGGACAUUCAGGUCCGAUACAACCACUUUAACACCCUCAGCAUCACAAUGGGCCAGCGGCUUCAGAACAAGGUGUGUGGCCUCUGUGGGAAUUUCAACGGAGACCCCAGCGAUGACUACAUCACCUCCAGGGGAAAGCCGGCUGUCAGCGCCCUGGAGCUGGCCCAGAGCUGGAAGACCAACGGUAUGCAGAACAGUUGUGAUGAAACCCAGUACGUGGCUCUGGCACAGUCCUGUGACAACACGGCAGUGGCGGCGCUGCAAGGUGAAGAUGCCUGCCAGAAGCUCACCCAGCUGAAGGGCUUCUUCCAGCCGUGCCACGGUCUGCUGGAUCCCCGGCCCUUCUACCAGUCCUGUUACCUGGAUGGCUGCUAUAAUCACCGCAAGGCUCAGGUCUGUGGCUCGCUGGCAGCCUACGCAGAGGCCUGCCGCUCCCUGGGCACCCUCACCACCAAGUGGAUCACCCAAGAGAAUUGCUCAGAAUGGAUCUACGACCCCUGUGCAGGAGAGAUCUGCACAAACUUUACCUGUGAGCUGGAGAACGGAGGUGACCUGUGUGGCUGUCCAGAGUUACCCACCAGCACUGGAGGUGAUGAUGACAUUCUCCAGGCGGAGGUGACCUGUAAGCAUGCUCAGAUGGAGGUUUCCAUCUCUAAGUGUAAGCUCUUCCAGCUGGGCUUUGAACGAGAGGACGUCAGGAUCAACGACGAGCACUGCGCUGGAAUAGAGGGAGAAGACUUCAUCUCCUUCCGCAUCAACAACACUAAGGGACACUGCGGCUCCAUUGUACAGUCGAAUGGCACACACAUCAUGUAUAAGAACACUGUGUGGAUAGAGAGUGUGAACAACACCGGGAACGUCAUCACCAGAGACAAAACCAUCAAUGUGGAGUUUUCCUGCGCCUACGAACUGGACUUGAAGAUCUCGCUGGAGACUGUCCUCAAGCCCAUGCUCAGUGUGAUAAACCUCACUUUACCAACCCAGGAAGGAAAUUUCAUCACCAAGAUGGCUCUAUACAAGAACUCCUCGUACCGCAAUCCAUACAGGGAGGGGGAGGUGGUGCUCAGCACGCGAGACAUCCUCUUCGUGGGUGUCUUUGUGGAAGGGGCUGAUGAAAACCAGCUCAUCCUCAUAGUAAACAUGUGCUGGGCCACGCCAUCCCGCUACAGCAGUGACCGACUCCGCUAUAUCAUCAUAGAGAGAGGGUGUCCGAACAUUAAGGACAACACCAUUGGCAUGGCAGAGAACGGUGUGUCACUCACCUGUCGCUUCCAUGUCACCGUCUUCAAGUUUAUUGGGGAUUACGAUGAGGUCCACCUCCACUGUGACGUUUCCCUGUGCGACUCAGAAACAAACGCCUGCAAAGUGAACUGUCCACACAAGAGAAGAAUGUACUCGGAGGACAGCGACCAUAAAGAGCACAUAUUGAGUGUGGGACCCAUAAGAAGGAGAGAAUCAGACUGGUGUGAGGAGGAAAACGGAGGCUGUGAGCAGAUCUGCACCAGUAAGACGACUGGACCAGUCUGCAGUUGUGUGACAGGGAUGCUGCAACGAGAUGGGAAAAGCUGCCGGGCUGUGAGCUCGAGCUGCAUCCUGACACCUGUGGUUUCUCUGCUGAGCGUCAGCGCUGUGAUCUCCAUGUUCCUGGCUCAUGUUCAUACUCUCGUCUCCUAACACCCUGAGAGCAAAAGGAAGGCAACCAAUGAAAACCAUAAAACACCAGAAAAAGACUUGAAGAUGCACAAAGUAUCCACGUUGAUUAGCCAGUAGAUCAGCUGUGUCCCAGUCAGAAAAUCUAGACAGAAUACCCUGUACAUUCACAAAGAUAUUAUUGUUGCAACUGAAGGUACAUAACUAAACAAAAAAAAAGGAAGUCACAAGACAUGGACAAACAUUUCAUUCUCCAUUUCAAAUUGUGUCAUUCUUCACCUCCACCUCCUCCCCUAUUGCUUCAUAUCAGGACAGCUCAUUGGGUGUUUUCCCUUAACGUCACUAUGUAUAAAUUUUUUCACAAGAUUUUUACAUCUUUGAAAUCAGAUGUUGGUAGAAAAAUUAAUUAAUCAGUCAGCCACAGUGUCUUUUUUGACACUACCACCAGACGGCGCCAAAGUAGGACAUUUUCUGGUCCUACACAUAUUGACUUUAAGGUAUAUUUAAUGUCAGUUACUUGUAAGAAAGAUGAGACGUGAACCCAGGACACUGGUGGUUAGGACAAACACUUUCAUGUUCAUCCACACCCUUACUUGACCCUGCUAUGAUCACAUUAUAUUCUGCAUUGCAAGCUAACAAAUAGUCCCAUAAUGAACGUAAUUGCGAGAGGUCAUGGUAGCAUUAUCUGGAUUCUGAUAUCUGGUCACAGGACUUUGCAUUUACACCUGAUAUUAAUAAGCGUUCUCGAUUCCGCCCGUAAUGUGACUGGAUCUCAUUAUCAAAAAUCAGGUAUUCUGAACUAGCAGACACAUCAACAAACAUCUGUGAGUGUCUAAAUCUGUCCAAAUGUCUGUCCAAGAGGACUGAAGCGCAAUUUCUAGAGAGUUUAUCAGUUUUUCUCUAUUAUAUUAUGUAAAGAAACUAUAGCUGAAACAAUUAGUCAUUUAAUUGAUUGUUGAUCAACAGAAAAUUAAUCUGCAACCAUUUUGGUAAUCGACUGAUCAAUUUAUGUUUUUUUUUUAACAAAACAGCCAAACAUUCUCUAAUUUCUGUUUCUCAAUUGUGAGGAUUUUGUGCUUUACUUAAUUUUAUGUGAUAGUUAACUGACAUCUUUGGAUUUUUGACUCUUGGUCAAAUAAAACAAAAAAUUUUAAGAUGUCUUAUUGAGCUGUAGGAAACUGUGAUUCAAAAAAAAAAAGAGUAAAUGUUACAGACCAAACGAUUAUUUGAUUCCUCUAGAAAAUAAUCAGCGGAUUCAUACGGUAAUGAAAAUAUUACUUACAAAAACUAAAAACCAGGAAGCCUGUGAAAACAAGUGAAGUCUCAAGUCUCAUAGCACAUUUUAUCCACUCUUGGCCCACGCAGACUGGACAUGAUAGAGUCUGUGUGACCAAAGUCCAUAAGGAUUUACUCCAAGUCCAUAGGGGGGAGAUUUUGAGGCAACCAGUGAAGAAACCUGCUGACAUCAGGGCUAAUUUGGCUUUCGCAGUUGCUGUCUUGCAUGUAGUCGCGGUCUUUAGAGUCUCCCAAAUUGAUGCUGCUGUAUGGGCUCUAUGGGAUCUGCUCAUUUCUUCUUUGCCAUUUUUCUUAAGAAAGUGGUCAAACAUGCAGAUCACACUGACAUCUGGCUGAGAUCUCGUCACAGUGAGGGCCCGACCACCUCCAGAUGCACAUCUGGCCGAUCUGAUUGCAAUCACUUUGCAUUAACAUAUACAUUUCCUUAUCCAGAUAAGAUACUCAGAUACAGAUCACAUGUUAAUACCAGGUGUACAUGGCGUCUAAGGGUAAAAGUGUGUCAAUAGAAAUUCACUGUUGGACAGUAGAUCUACUGGCUAGCUUUAACCAGAGCAGAGGUGAUCUAUUUACUUCCUAUUUGACCUCCAGACCAACUACUGCAAUCAGUGUUUAUCAUUCUAAACCAACAAAAUCUACAUCAGCUUGUGGUUGGAAGAAUCUAUGGAUUACGUAAGAAGAAAACUGGUUCAUAUAUUUCAUUAUGUAAACAACGAUAGAGUGCAUUUAAGUGGCUGGCAUACAUAUACUUGGAUGUCAAUGUGGAGUUUGAUGUGGAGUAUGAAUGAAGUGAGUAUAUAUGUGUGAGGAGAGCACCUUGUGAAAUGAAUACUCUUUUAUUUCUUAGCUCACUUUUUACUGUCAUAGAUUAGUGCCCAGGUUGUGUUGCGGCUGUGAGAUUUGCAAUCAGUUGUGCCAUUAAAAUAUUUAAUUUCUAUCUUAAUCAGUGAUAGCGUUGUAACACUCCUGCCAUAAAUACUGAAUGUUGGCUCCGACUCAGUUUCCCUUUUAGGGUGGACAUGUGAGGACUUGUAAUACAGUCAGUAGUGUAAGGUUCUCCAAGUAUGGUCCCCGGUCAUUGUUUUCUAUUUGGCACCACACAUCCUAUGUAAUGUACAAAAUGUACAGUCCUUGUCAGUUUGGUGGUAUAUGUUGUGCCUUUUUUUAAAAUAAUCAUUAUCUUUUUUGAUGUUUAAAACCGUGACCAAAAGAUGUUUUAUUCUUUGAGAGCACCACCACCACCAUGACCUUCAAUAAAUAAGUUCUCAAAGUCA
Messenger RNA from Micropterus dolomieu (smallmouth bass), 9137 nucleotides. RefSeq names its product tectorin alpha (gene tecta). The transcript is spliced from 23 exons. Gene Ontology annotation, molecular function: protein binding. Gene Ontology annotation, biological process: cell-matrix adhesion. NCBI's taxonomy places the organism in Eukaryota, Metazoa, Chordata, Actinopteri, Centrarchiformes, Centrarchidae. Bases 1 to 6594 code for a protein of 2197 amino acids. The record is from RefSeq and is a predicted model, not a curated record.